Messenger RNA from Pterocles gutturalis (yellow-throated sandgrouse), 1077 nucleotides. RefSeq names its product mannose-6-phosphate receptor (cation dependent) (gene M6PR). Bases 1 to 837 code for a protein of 278 amino acids. Gene Ontology annotation, biological process: protein targeting to lysosome. The transcript is spliced from 6 exons. Gene Ontology annotation, molecular function: protein domain specific binding. Gene Ontology annotation, cellular component: endosome; Golgi apparatus; trans-Golgi network. NCBI's taxonomy places the organism in Eukaryota, Metazoa, Chordata, Aves, Pterocliformes, Pteroclidae. The record is from RefSeq and is a predicted model, not a curated record.
AUGUCAUCACCUUGCCAUACCUUUGCUGUGCUGGUAGUCUUUAUGGCCCUUGCUGUGGGUGUGGGGGCUGAACAGUCGAAAGAGAGGAGCUGCGAUGUGAUUGGUGAUGAGAGCAGUGAGUCACAAAUGGAAAGAGCCCUGCUGAAGAAACUAGAGCCCCUGAGCCAGAUGAGGUUUAAUGUGACUGUGGAGAAAGGCAAAACAGAAAACUACAUCUACCAUUUCAGGGUGUGCAGGGAGGUCAAUAGCACCUUGCACGAUUUUGGUGGCCUGGUGCAGACAGAUAGACAGAAUGGAAGGACCACAGUGAUAGGAAGAAUCAAUGAAACCCAGGUCUUCAACGGAAGUGACUGGAUCAUGCUGAUUUAUAAAGGAGGUGAUUCAUAUGGCAGGCACUGCAGUGGGGAGAAGAGAAGAGCUGUGAUAAUGAUUUCUUGCAAGCAGGGAGUUACAGCGAGUUCAUUCAGCAUAAUUUCAGAAGAGCGGGAAAAGGAGCAGGACUGUUUCUACCUCUUUGAGAUGGACAGCACUGUGGCUUGUCCAGCUGAGGAUUCCCACCUCAGUGUUGGCUCCAUUCUGCUGAUCACGUUUGCUUCACUGAUUGCAGUCUACAUCAUUGGUGGGUUCCUCUACCAGCGCCUUGUAGUGGGAGCAAAGGGCAUGGAGCAGUUUCCUCACUUGGCCUUCUGGCAAGAUCUAGGCAAUUUGGUGGCGGAUGGCUGUGAUUUUGUCUGCCGAUCUAAGCCUCGAAAUGCACCAGCUGCAUACCGUGGUGUGGGUGAUGACCAGCUGGGUGAGGAGUCAGAAGAACGGGAUGACCACUUGCUACCAAUGUGAUAGGCUUUCAACGCUGAAUUAUUUUUCUCCCCCAUCUCCCCAGUGCUUGUUUAGCCAGGUGCCUCCCAGCCCGUUCUCCUUCUCUCACUUCUGAUUUUCUUUACACUAUUUGCUUUUGCUGCUCUCUGGUGUGUCAAGUCCUAUGAAUGCCUCUGGGAGCGAACAGCACUGGUCCCUGAUGGUAUGUCUUAUGAAUAUAAUGCUGUUUCAGGUCUUUAAAAAUGCAGCAGAGCUGUGGGG